Messenger RNA from Lepisosteus oculatus (spotted gar), 5782 nucleotides. RefSeq names its product guanine nucleotide binding protein (G protein), alpha 13b (gene gna13b). Lineage: Eukaryota; Metazoa; Chordata; Actinopteri; Semionotiformes; Lepisosteidae. The record is from RefSeq and is a predicted model, not a curated record. Gene Ontology annotation, cellular component: heterotrimeric G-protein complex; brush border membrane. Gene Ontology annotation, biological process: Rho protein signal transduction; adenylate cyclase-activating G protein-coupled receptor signaling pathway. Gene Ontology annotation, molecular function: guanyl nucleotide binding; D5 dopamine receptor binding; G-protein beta/gamma-subunit complex binding.
AUUCGUGCGCGCCCUUACAAUGCGACUGCGCCCCGCCCGCCUCGGAGCUGAGACUCUCGGGGGCGCGCCCUUUCCCUCCCUGCUGUAUCGAUGAAGUUGCUUCAAAGAUGGCGGAUUUCCUGCCGUCUCGGUCCGUUUUAUCAGUUUGUUUUCCUAACUGCCUUCUUAACAGCAGCGAGGCAGAGCAGCUGAGAAUUUCCAAGGAGAUCGACAAAUGUAUUUCCCGGGAUAAAACGUACGUGAAGCGGCUGGUGAAGAUCCUGCUGCUCGGAGCAGGAGAGAGCGGCAAGUCCACUUUCCUCAAGCAAAUGCGUAUCAUCCACGGCCAGGACUUCGAUCAGAGGGCCAAGGAAGAGUUCCGGGCUACGAUCUACAGCAAUGUAAUUAAAGGGGUUCGAGUAUUGGUAGAUGCCAGAGAGAAGCUUCACAUCCCUUGGGGUGACCCCUCCAACAAUGAGCACGGGGACCGCGUGAUGAGCUUUGACACCAGAUCAGCCACGGUUACACAGGGCAUGGUAGAGACCCAGGUGUUUCUCAAGUUCAUGCCUUCGAUCCGGGCACUGUGGGCGGACAGUGGCAUCCAGAAUGCUUAUGACAGGCGGCGCGAGUUCCAGCUGGGGGAAUCGGUAAAAUAUUUCUUGGACAAUUUGGAUAAACUAGGGGAACCGGAUUACCUGCCAUCACAGCAGGACAUCCUGCUGGCCCGGAAACCCACCAAGGGGAUCCACGAGUACGACUUCGAGAUCAAGAAUGUGCCCUUCAAGAUGGUGGACGUGGGCGGGCAGCGGUCGGAGCGCCGGCGGUGGUUUGAGUGCUUCGACAGCGUCACCUCCAUCCUCUUCCUCGUCUCGUCCAGCGAGUUUGACCAGGUGCUGAUGGAGGACCGGCAGACCAACCGGCUCAUGGAGUCCCUCAACAUCUUCGAGACGAUAGUCAACAACCGCGUCUUCAGCAACGUCUCCAUCAUUCUCUUCCUCAACAAGACGGACUUGCUGGAGGAGAAAGUCAAAACUGUCGCCAUCAAGGACUACUUCCCCGACUACGAAGGGGAUUCUCACAGCCUGGCCGACGUGCAGAAGUUCCUGGUGGAGUGUUUCCGCAACAAGCGCCGGGAUCAGCAGCACAAGCCCCUGUACCACCACUUCACCACGGCCAUUAACACAGAGAACAUUCGUCUGGUAUUCCGCGACGUCAAGGACACCAUCCUACACGACAACCUCAAGCAGCUCAUGUUGCAGUGAUGCUCAGCUAGGACUUUUUUUUGGGUCUUUUUACUCCAUUUUCAGUAACCUUUUAAAAAAAUUCUUUCAUGUGGGGGAGGAGGGGUGGGGGUGGGGGAGGGGCUUGUCCUGGAGGGGAGAGUUUUCAUCUACAUCAGCCUUCAGAAUGUUUAAAGUUUGUACGCCUUUGCGACCUAGUGAUGUAAAGAUGAUACUCCCCGUUUUUAUUUUUAUUCUUUUAGAAACGUCUAUAAAAAUUGCCUUUUUCGAUGUUUUAUGCUUCCCUUCUCUGCUGAUUCAAUUCAAACCACUGAUGCCUCAUAGAAGGCAGUCACUUGUUAUUAAUAACUUUUGUUAAUUGAAAAUUGAGAAGAUGGUUCAGGAUGGGGGCAUAGGCAGCAAGAGAGGUGUUCUAGGACAGCAGUGCAACGGUAUCAGCACAGCCCUCGUCUUAACUCAUGGAGCCUUUACUGCUGUCGAAAUAGAAAGGGCUGAAACACUGAGCCUUCAGAUAUUUUUCAUUAGGAAAUUUUUUUGGGCCAAAAGAUUUCCAGUCCGUCAGGCCUUAAUUUUUGUAUGUUUCUUACAAAGUUCUUAAAUAGCAAAGGUUGACACUUUUUGCCUUGUGACUUAGUACUGCUGCUGGAUGUGAAAAACAAAAAAACCCAACAAACAGGGAUUAGGAGAGCAUACGCACAGACUUGCACCUGGUCAGACUUGUACUGAAUUGUACCUGUGCUGUAGUGUGCUGUGCUGGAGUGUUGCAGCUACAGUACAUAGCUUAAUCUCAGGGCUGAAUGUAGACCACUUUAUGUAUAAAAGAAAGAAGUUUGACAGAUUUCAGGUCUCCAAUGAAACCCAUGAUUUAUGCCCAUCCAACGGUAGUAUUAAAUCCUUAUGGCUUGUAAAGGUUUUAUAUAUAUGUUUGUAUAAUGCCUCUGUGAAUUCUUACCAGUUUUUCUUUUGUUUUUUUUUGGGGGGGAGAAAAGUUAUUUUUUUCCUUAACCGAUUUGCAGCCAAAUCAGGAUCAGAAUUUCAGUAUUCUACAACGGUGAAACAAUCAUGUUUGUCAACCACAGUGCCAUUUUUUUAAGGUACCCAUAAAGGUUUUUAAUUUCUCUUUUCCUAUUUAGUCACAUGCUUGCAAAAGGGAUAGAAAUCAUUUUAUUAAUCUUGUAAAGAUCUGUUUGUUUAUAGAUGUACAGAAAUUAUUUGGGAUUUUUUUCCAUUAAUAGUUUUUUUAGAGGCAUUAUAUAUUAAUCUUAAAUUUGGUGUCUGUGAUGUUUUUCCCCACAGUUAUUAAACCCAUACAAAUCAUGUCACUUUUCUGAGAAAGAUAUCUGGGCUCUUGAGUACAAGUGACACUUUAUGGCUUUUCUUUUUCUGUUUGUAAGGACAGACAUGAUUUUCUGCCUGAUGCAGUUCUUUUCCAUUUUUACCUCAGUCUGAAUUGGACUUUCUCCCCAGCCUCUCCUGAUACUCUGACUUGUUCCUUUCAUGAUGUCAGUGCUAAUCAUACUUAACAAAACGUCUUGCAUUUCCUGGUUCAUCUCAUGAUAAUUUGCAAUAGUACCUCUCAUCUGACUGUUUAGCUCUGUAAAAGGUCUAAUGUGGUGCCUUCCUUUAGGUUGUAUGGAUUUUUAGCUUAAGGAAACUCACUCUUCUUUUGCUAAUGCACUUCCAUGUAAUAGGAAGCUGAUUCCUAACAGCUGCUAAUCGAAGUUCAGUCUGCUAAUAAUGGAGGUAGUAAUAUAUAACCUAAACGUUUAUUAGCAUUUUCCCUGGGAGCUCAUCUUACCCCAUUUAUCUGUGGCAGUGCAAUAAGCUUUAGAGGUUUUUCCCCCAAUUCUUUCUGGAGAAUCAAUAAUAGUUUAUUUUUAGUUUUCCAAAAACAAACACUUCCAGUUAAGAUUUUAAAAAUAGCUGCCUUUAGUAAGUAAUCUGUUGCAUGACCUGGAGGUUUUAGAACAGACCUUCCAGUGGAGUGCUGUCCAGUGCUGUUAUAAGAUAAUACUGUAUCUCCUAUGUAAUCAUGUUGGCACACAGUUGAAUCUUGGUGCUCUGUACCUCUUGCCUCAUUUCUGUACAUUCUCUACUGCUGGGCUGGCAGACCAUGUGAAAGACUGAAGUAACAGUAUUGAUGCAGAAGGAAAAAUGAAAUACUCGCAGGCAGUUCUGGCCUUGCAGUAAGCCAAAUGUAAUUUUUGUAGAUUUUAAAUAUUGUAUCAAAAGCUCAUUUGAAACUGGCAUGCCUUUAAAGAAGGAAACAUUUUCUUCGUUGACAGCACCUCACAACUAGAAUCACUGUAAAAGAUGAGCCAGUGAUGACUGUAGAACAUUCUUGCUCUGUAUCCUGCUGUUCCAAGGAUGUUUUGUCCUGCACAGAUCAUUUGUGUGCUUUGGCAAGUUCAGUGAACAUGAGGCGGUGGGGUAUAAAUAAAAAUGUAAUACUUUUAAGACACUUGAUGCCAACAAAUUUUCAGAAGUCCCCCUUGGGGAGCUCUGAAAUUUCAUAGCUGUCUGGAUAUUGAAAUAAUUGCUUGGCAGCCUAUUGACUGUAUUUGAUUUUGGGCUUGUGUAGACCAGACUGCCUUAUUUUGAAAGCUAAUGUAUUCAUCUCCAGCGCUGAGUAGCGAGAGUUUCAGAAUACAAGCAGCAGUGGACAGAGGGGCUCUGUUGUUGAAGUGGCCUUGUGAUAGUGAAUCAAACAAGGGCACUUGUAUUUUCUUUUCGCAUUGAGGCAGUUUGUAUGUGCUGGUAUUUUCCUUUUCUUGACAGAUUUAGCAGACAAGAUAUGCUAGGAACUGUAAUCCUUUUUUUGUCAUUAGAUGAGAAGUUUAUUGGCCUAACAUCAUUUUGUGACCUAUCUAGCUACAUUCUGAUGGAUAUGUGCUGUUUUUUCCCAUACAAAUGUAAAUAAAACUCAUUGAAAAACGUUUCUAAAUUCUGGGCAGUCAAUCUUGUAAAAUCCUUUUUAUAGUCAAAUAUGGUGUCAGCGUGUGGUUUCAUUUGAAGAAUGAGUUCCACCCUGACCAGAAAGUAUCCAGUUCCAUUUCAUUCACAUUAUCUGACAUGCUUACUGUUUGUAUCAGGGCAGUUGCUUUUGCAGUCCCCUUUGCACAGAAAUUGUUAGAUGCAAGUGGUUUACUAUACCCUGCAUCCCUUUGUAAUGAAGAGCCUUAUUAAAGCCAAGCACAUGCCAUUUCUUUGGACUGACUCAGUAGCAUCCUGCCUGUUACCUCUGCCUUGGCUGUUUUAUUAUGAAUUCUAAUAGGGUUUUUCAUACGCAGGUUUUAAUAGUGUGUACUGUGCAUACGUGAGCGUACUCGGCCUUUGCCUGUCACUGGAACAUACUGCCAUAAUUAGUUUAGAAAGAUCUUGGGUUUCUGCGAGUCAGUAGAUGACUCUCGAGUCCCUCUGGACGACAUAAAAUGCAGACGCCACGUUACCAAAUCAUCUUUAGAGAUGAGGAAGACUGACUGGUAAAAAGCUAUCAUCUUUAUGCUUAAUGAUUUCACUAAGUAAAGUCUCGGGUACUUUUUCUUUAACUUGGGGCAUGGAGCUUAAGAGAUAGGAGACAUGGUAUGUUCACAGUCUAACUUUAAACAGACACUUUUUUGUUAAUCAUUGGUUUAUAUUGAGGGGUGUCACGCUGAGGGAGGUGGUGGAGUAGAGAUCCACUGAAUGGUGGUGGAGGUUGUUAAUGUGCUUCCCAAGUGCUGGGUAUUAAAAGGCCAGGAAGCAGUUUUUCAUGCCUUGGGUGGAUUUGCUGUAGCUAAGUUUUGUACCAGACAGUUGGUAGCCCCUUUGGCUGUCCUUUGGCUGUUGUCUGUAAUGCUGACCUUGUAAUGCAUGGUUGGCCAGUGUUGAUAAAGUAGAAGAAAAUAAAUCAAUAAUUACCUGGUAUACAAUGACGCUGUAAUGCCUUUUUUGUAAUGACUAUGCAAUGUUUUUUUUUUGUAAAAAGGUUUGACUCUUUUUCAUACUUUUGUGAGGUUGGGAGUAAAUGUUUCCUUCAUGAUAAACAUUUGGAUAUUUUUCCCCAGGGCAAUGCAUUUCUUAAAGUUAUGCAAUUGUUUUUUCCUAAAGGUGAAAAUAAAAGAUACAGGCCUUUCUUGAAAUAUUCAUUGUUAGUGUUUUUUUUUUUAGUGUAGGUUUUACUUUUUGCUUUAGAGAGGUCUGUGCAUGCCAGGUAAUCUUAGUGUUUUUUUCUAAAGCCAGUGUAUUAUAAUACUUUAGACACAAGGAGGAAAAGCUAUGUAUCUUUUUUACUGUACUGAAUUUUUACUGUAAAAUACAUGUCAUUUGUGACAUGUUUCUAUUUUGUACAUCCCCCUAAACUUCAGAGAUCUUUCGGAAUUGGCCAGACCUUUCUACACAUCCGUGCCAAACCGUGUUUCGAUGGGAUGGGAGAGGACUGGGAUCUUGUUCACAAAGUGCAAGCGGAUGUUCACUGUAAACCAUUUGUUUUAUAGUAAGUUCUUUUAUAGUAAAGCCCACAGCUGAACUGCCAUGCUGUCUUACCCCUUUUUCAUCUUUUCAAUAAACUUUUUUUAAAAUGA